UAUUAAGUCCGGAGGGGAGCGCGUGAUGGUAAAGGUGGAAGGGGGAUGGACAAGGGAUCAGAGUUUCACUGAACAUGUGAGGAGCCAAGGGGCGGGUGGAGAAGGGAUUCCAGUUUUAUUUUACUCUCCCUGUUUGUUACCCACCCCACCAUACUCCCAUUCAGGCACCUUCCCCUCCCGACCGGAAUGACACGAUUGAUUUUAUUGGCCGUGCUGUGAGCAACUUCAGGUCCUGUGUCUCAAUUUAUGUCCGCUUUAAGUGCAUUGAUUUAAAAACUCGGUACCAAUAUCUUCUUUACAUCACGUGUCACGUCCCGACCGAGACGUCAUCUUGCCCCUAGCAAUAUUUUCCCUCUCUCUCUCCCUCCACCGCUCCUCUCUCUCUCUCACGCACUCACUCACUCACUCACUCACUCUCUUUCCCCCUCCCCUCUCUCUCUCUCUCUCUCUCUCUCUCUCUCUCUCUCUCUCUCUCUCUCUCUCUCUGUGUCGUAGAGAGCGGACACGGUGGAGGCGAAAUAUGUUUAAUUCCAUGGCUAACUUCUGCGCUCCGACCGCCAAAGACAGAGCGGCGGGGAUCAACGAACGAGCCGGCUGCGCGUCCUCUAACAUGUACCUCCCUAAUUGUACCUACUACCUUCCCGAGUUCGGCGCCGUGUCGCCGUUCCUUUCCCAGGCCGCGUCCCGACAGAUCACCUACCCUUACUCGACUAACAUCCCUCCGGUUCAGGCGCUGAGGGACGGGGCGUACGGUCCCGAGACGCCGUCAAAAUGGCAUCAGCGAACCAACUUCUCGUACGCCACCGAGGAACUCUUGCCGCAAGACUGCUUGGCGCCUCCUCCGCCGCCACCGCCAGUCGGUGAGAUAUUCCUCAAACAUGACAGCCCUUUCAAUCACCGCCACUCGCUCCAUCACCACCACCACCACCAGCACCGACAAAGUACGACCCAAAACAAGAACGGCGUGCUGCCUCAAGCCUUCGACCGGUUCCUUGACCCCGCGUACUGUGGGGCGGCGGCGGCGGAGAGGCCGGAGCGGACAGUGGCGUCGGUGGUCGCGGCGGAUUCCUGCCGAGAGAAGGCAGAGAAGCGGAACUUGGCAGGGGCGCUGCUGCCCGGCGCGGCUCAGCGCGGAGCGGAGAGACAGAGAGAGGGGGCAGGGGCCACGGUGGUUGGGACAGAGAAGAGCGGCAGCAAUUUCAGCGGUUCCCGCACGCGGAAAAAGAGAUGUCCCUACACAAAGUUCCAGAUCAGGGAACUGGAGAGGGAAUUCUUUUUCAACGUUUACAUUAACAAGGAGAAGCGGCUACAGUUAUCGAGGAUGCUCAAUCUAACGGACCGCCAGGUCAAGAUCUGGUUUCAAAACAGAAGGAUGAAAGAGAAGAAAUUAAACCGAGAUCGGCUUCAGUACUUUUCUGGAAACCCGCUUUUGUGAAAUUGAAAAUUAUAUUAAUAUUAUAAAUGUAUAAAUCGAAAAUUCUGUGCAUUAAAAGUCAUAGACAUUAACUCGUUUCCCCUCUCAGCUACAGAGGGACGGUAUCAAAUGUGCUUCGAUGCACAAGGAGAAAUAUUCAUCGUGGAAUUUAAAAAAACAGAAUCUUCCACUUAUUUUAAAGUUAGAUGCGCCGACUGCUGAGGGUCGCUGCAUUGGUUACCCAAUAAUUUAUUUUGCGGUUUAAAAAGGCAAGUAAGUGUACCCGCCACCCGCCCCCACCCCUUCACACACACACACACCGCACUCUUCUUUAUUCUUUGGUGGGAUGGCUUUCCGAAUUUCUAUCUUUAUUAUUGUUAAUAUAUAUGUUUCCACCGUUUCUCUGAUUCCUCGCGCGCGAGAGAGAAAUUAAAGAACCAGGGGAAAAUACAGGACAAGAGUAUGGUGUAAAUUACUUAAGCUGAGCAAUUAUUGCGACAGGCGCCGUUGAUUAAGAUUGACAGAUUACACAAUUAGUUUGGGCAUUUAACACAUCCUUUUUUGAAUGAUUUUUUGAUACGCUCUUGUAAAUCUACUUCAUUGAAUUGUGUGUGUGCGCGCUUGUGUGCGUGUGUGUGUGUGUGUGCGCGCGCGCGCGCGUGUGUGUGUGUGUGUGAGAGAGAGAGAGAACGAAUGCAUAUGCAUUCGAGGGGAUGUUUUUGUUUAAAAAAAAUUAAAAAGCUUGUUCCUUCACAACUGAUUUUAGAGGUAUUUAUCUCCAAACUCGCGCUAAAAUAAAAUUUGUCAUACACAAGCCAAAGGCAAAAAUGGUACAGAUAUUACUUGCUGUAAUCUACUGUGAAUCUUAAAUUAUCAAUGUACUUGCAAAAAUAUAUAUUAAUAACAUUAAUAAUAAUAAAAUAUUGUCACAAACAAUUUACAGCAGGGAGCCUGAACAGCAUUACUUUUAAUCUGGUUUCUGGCUUUAACCAUCGGAAGUAUAAAAGACUCCGCAGCGAGAUGCAGGAUCUGUCUAAAUGUGUAAUUACGAUGGAUUCGCUCUCUGCUCACCGAAUGAAGGCUGCCUGUCGAUUAAACGGACAGGAUAGCCAUUUUAUAACCUCUUGUUCUAGAAAAGAAACCACGCAUAAAUUUUAAAGAAAUAUAGAGCUUAUUUUCUCGCUGGUUUUAUGCAUGUUAAGUGCGUACUGCAACCCGGCGUUUUUCCGAAAUCCCCACGAUCAAAUUUCGCUCAGUUUUAAUCGUCACGUUAAGAGCACUCACAUGCGUACGCAUCGCGGAGGGAGAGAAGAUUGAGUCCUGAUACAUAAAUUUAAGGAGGAGGAUCAAUUAUCUGAGGAGGGGGCAUACCGCGUUUCUUACUGCUUUGUUAGAAUGUACACAAGUGUUUUGCGAGCGCGUGUUAUCUCUAUGCAUUGUGCGUGUGUGUGUUUAAGGGAUAAUAUUGUAUGUUGACUGUAUAUAUCAACGUAGUGUGUUGUGAAUGCAUGCGUGUAUGAGAGAGAUGGUCUAAGUGUGAGUGCAUAUGAAUUUAUCUUUGAGUGAAGUAUUUUAUGAAUACGAAUGCGAACAAGAGAGAGAAAAACUGUAAAUAUGACUUGUGAAUCUAUAUAUGAAUGAGGCACUUUUUCUGAAUGCGUGUCUGUGUGUGAAAGAGGGAAAUAUUGAAACCGUGAAUAUCUGUUUGAAUAUAUGUGGAACAUUUUUGUGAAUCUGUGUGCGCGUGUAUAUGAGAGAGGGAGCGUGUGAGAUAUUUUAAGUGUGACAGUAUGAUUAUUUUGUAAGUAAAAGGAACAUUUUUGAAUGUAAGCGGGUAUGAGACAGAAAAAAUAUUCUAAGUGUGACCGUGUGACUGUAGAGUGAAGCAUUUUUGUGAAGACAUGUGUGAGAAAACUAUGGUAAGAGUGACUGUGUGAUUAUGUAUAUGAGCGGGACAUUUUCAUAAAUACGCGUGUGUGUGUGAGAGAGAGAGGGGGGGAAAUAUAGUGAUUGUAGAGUGAAGCAUUUUUGUGAGACAGAAAUAUUUUAGGCAUGACUGCGUGUAACUGUAAAUGUAAGUUGAGCAUAGUGAAUACGGGUGAUAUAUAGAGAGAUUAUAAAUAAAACAGUGUGAAUGCGUGUGUGAGAGAAGAAUAUUGUAAAUAUAACUGAUUGCAAAUAAAGUUUUGUAAAUAUGUGUGUGUAUGAAAGAGAGUGAAAUAUUUUAAGUGAAAUCUAUUAUAAGUAGAGCAUUUUGUGAAGACGUGUUUGUGAGAGGAAGAGAGAAAUAUUUGUGACUAUGGUUGUUAAUACGCGUAGGUGUG
This is a messenger RNA of Hypanus sabinus (Atlantic stingray), 3738 nucleotides long. RefSeq names its product homeobox protein Hox-C11a-like. The record is from RefSeq and is a predicted model, not a curated record. Gene Ontology annotation, molecular function: DNA-binding transcription factor activity, RNA polymerase II-specific; RNA polymerase II cis-regulatory region sequence-specific DNA binding. The transcript has 2 exons. Gene Ontology annotation, biological process: regulation of transcription by RNA polymerase II; anatomical structure development. Lineage: Eukaryota; Metazoa; Chordata; Chondrichthyes; Myliobatiformes; Dasyatidae. Gene Ontology annotation, cellular component: nucleus. Bases 521 to 1435 code for a protein of 304 amino acids.